Podarcis muralis (Common wall lizard) is the source of this 8452-nucleotide messenger RNA. It is a transcript of the gene ZNF654, whose product is annotated as zinc finger protein 654. NCBI's taxonomy places the organism in Eukaryota, Metazoa, Chordata, Lepidosauria, Squamata, Lacertidae. Gene Ontology annotation, biological process: regulation of transcription by RNA polymerase II. Gene Ontology annotation, cellular component: nucleus. The record is from RefSeq and is a predicted model, not a curated record. Gene Ontology annotation, molecular function: DNA-binding transcription factor activity, RNA polymerase II-specific; DNA binding.
GCGGGCCAUCCGGCGGAUCGGGAGCAGAGGGGAGGGGAGCUGGAGGAGCUCGGUACGCGCAGGGCGGCCGGAGCAGCAUGGCGGAAGACGAGAGCGAUCAGGAGUCAGAGAGGCUCGGCGAGGAACUCGAGGCCAUUGCCGGGCCGCGGCUUCCCACCGGCUUGUCCCCGGCCUUGAGCAGCCAGUAUUAUUGCUACCGCUUCUGUCAGGUUGUGGAAGACUAUGCUGGAAGAUGGCAGGUUCCUCUGCCACAGCUUCAAGUGCUUCAGACAGCGCUCUGUUGUUUCACAUCUGCUUGUGUAUCAUUCCCAACUGAUUGUGAGCACGUGCAGUAUGUGCUGAGUAGCUUAGCCUUGAGUUUUUUUGAAUUGCUGCUGUUCUUUGGAAAGGAUGAAUUCUAUGAAGAUCCUUUAAAAGAUAUGCUGGGCUCAAUCCAGGAAUGUCAGAACCUCUUGAGCAGAUAUGGAAGCGUUAAUUUGGAGUUGGUGACUCGAAUUAUCAGAGAUGGAGGGCCUUGGGAAGAUCCUGUAUUACAAGCUGUCCUUAAAGCAAAGCCAGUUUCUCAGGAUUUGGUUAACAAAUAUUUAAGCUCUGAAAACCCACUGUUCUUUGAAUUGCGUGCCAGAUACCUUAUUGCCUGUGAACGCAUCCCAGAGGCAAUGGCUCUAAUCAAAUCUUGCAUGAAUCAUCCGGAUAUUAGUAAAGACCUUUACUUCCAUCAAGCAUUUUUCAUGUGUCUUUAUAUGUCACCACUGGAAGACCAGCUUUUUCAGGAGCACUUGCUGAGGACUGAUUGCAAGAAUGGCACUGAAAUCAUCUGCAACAUUGCAAAGGAAGGGAAGACUGCCUUAGCCUUGUACCUUUGUGAAUCAUUCCUUAUUCCACAGCUCAAAAAGGGAGAGAUGUAUUGCAUAUGGGAGCUGAUCUUUAUUUGGAGUAAACUGCAGCUUAAAUCUAAUCCAUCAAAACAAGUAUUUGUAGAGCAAUGCUACCACCUCCUAAGGAUAGCUACAAACAUAAGAGUUAUAUUCCCUUUCAUGAAAGUUAUUAAGGAUGAAGUUGGCAAAGAAGGCCUGCAGAUUUGUGUUGAGAUAUGUGGAAGUGCUCUCCAGUUGGAUCUCCGUGAUGAUCCCAAAAUGAAGUGUCUGAUAUAUAAAACCAUUGCUCACUUUUUGCCAAAUGACUUGGAGAUUGUCAGAAUAUGUGCUCUUUCUGUCUUUUUCCUUGAGCGCACCUUGGAAUCAUAUAGCACAGUUGAACAUCUGUAUAAAUGUGCGGAUGAAGAGUACAACGAUCAAACCAGUUCUGUUCAGAAUCGUGUGCGAUUUGAGCUGCUUCCAAUUUUGAAAAAGGGGUUGUUCUUUGAUCCCGAGUUCUGGAAUUUCUUGAUGAUCAAGCAGAACUGUUUAGCACUGCUAAAAGAGAAAGCAUCAGUUGAUUUGAAUAAAAGUACGCCAGGGCAUUCUUCCGCACAUGUUUCAAAGACACGUCGAGGAUUGCGUGGUGAUCAAGCCUGUAUAGCUGAUGUAAACAAUACAGAACUAGAGCAUGAUAGCCCUUCUGGAGCACAUGAUAAUUCCAAGAAAAACCAUAUAACUCUCAGUUCAUCUAAAGUCGAUCACAAUGUACCAAGGCACCGUUGUGUGUUAUGUAACAGGGAAUUUCUUGGUGGUCACAUUGUGAGGCAUGCACAAGCUCAUCAGAAAAAAGGCAGUUUUUCCUGUGUAAUGUGUCGCAGGAAAUUCAGGCAAAAAGGAGUAAUGCUCAAGCACUUAAAGAAUCACAUCAAGAAAAUGACAAGGCGUCACCUUGCUGUUACUUGUCAUGAUCAGGAAACCCCUAAUGUAAAUGAAAUAAACUGUGCCGAUACAGGUGUCACAACUGAAAAUGGGAAGUCGGAAAGCUGCAAAGACAGCAAAGUAGAGGUUGUCAUCAUACCGGAUACAAAUCAGGAGAUGCAGAAUUCUGAACUCCUAGUUGAUAUAACUGAAAAUCAUGAUAGUUGCCAGGGUACCAUCAUCGAAAAUGGUAGUUGUGAUAGCUGUUCAAAUAAUACUCCUGAACCAGAAACCAUGGGAGGAUUUCCAGAAAGUGAUAGCAACCUAAAUAAAGAGUUGCCUGUACUUCAUAAAGUAAAUGGGGUGUUAUGCACUCAGAAUGACUUUGACAUUAUGGACCAAGCAGGUAACUUCAAGUGUCCUGCUAAUGGCUGUAUUAGAGUCUUUAAAAAGAUAAGAUUUCUGAAUAAACAUGCCCGGAAAGCUCACCCCUCUGAUUUGAAGGUGCAAGAACACAUAAUGAAGUCUAAUAAAGGAAAAUGUCGCUUCUGUCAGAGAAAGUUUUUUGAUUCUCAACAUUUUAUUGAUCAUCUAAAGCAGCAUGUUUAUCCAAAUGUUUAUUUUUGUUUACACUUUAACUGUAAUCAGAGAUUUAAGCUAUCCACAGAACUUGCGGAGCAUAUAAAAAGCCACAGUGAGUUUAAAGCUCAGUGUAACUUUGCACAGUGCGGUAAACUUUAUGAAGAUCUUUCGUUGCUGUAUGAGCAUGAAGCUCAGCAUUAUUCCAUCAAAACUGGUCCUUCGGAAGAAGCUGAUGAAAACAUUUUUCCAGAUACUACUUUGGAAUCCCAGUGUAGCAUCCAGGAAAAAGAAAGUAGUAAUAGUAAAAAUGAGACUGUAAUAGACUUGCCAGUUCCAACAUGGAAAGCGAGGAAAGAUUCUACAGAACCAAAGACUUACAUUCAGAGUGAGAAGAAAAUUAAUAGUGUAAUUCCGAAUGGGAAUGAAAAUGCAUGUGAAGGUCCUGCUACAGUGGUGAACUUGAUAGACCAAAAGAUACCUGCGGUAGAGCCAAAUUCAGAGAACUGUAAUGUUACUGACCAACUAGUCAAUGGGUAUGGUGAACUGGAACAGACUUCUUCAGCAUCCCUAGAUACUGAUUCAGAAAGUGUGAUUGACAAAACAAGGACAGAAAAUGGAUCCGUUCUGCCUGUUUUACAGAACUCUCCUGAUACACCACCAAACAGUGUUGCUCAGUUGCCUUCCAAACCAAAUCUGAUAACAGAAAAUACUUCAUAUGGCUUAAUUUUAACAAAGCCUUUUGUUAGACCAUUGCCACCAAGUUACCUGGAUGAGCGAUACAUUAGCAUGCCAAAACGUAGAAAAACUUUGACUGAGAAAGUAGAUACCCAUUCAGAACAAGAUAAAACUAGUAGCAAAUUGGAAAGGUUAAGAUGCAGCAAAUGCCUGACCACCUACUGUAACUCAGAAGCACUUGAGCUUCACCUUGCACAAAAGAAAUGUCGGACACUCUUUGGAUUCGAUUCAGAUGAUGAAAGUGCCUGAUCAAAUGUUGUGAGAAGAUUUCUCAGUGAAGAGUGAUGUGGUGGAGCACUACAGUAUUCUGCAUCAGUUGUCUUUCCCUUGUUGGCCUUAAUUAUAAAGAAGUCUGAAGUUACUAAAGAAAAUCAUGAUCUUGCUCACUUGGGUCAGAUCUAAGUGACUGUAGGAACUGCAGAAUUUGAGUCCAGAAAAACUGUGUUAAAGCCCCCAAAGUACCAGUAAUCUAGAAGCCACAAGGUCCUACAUGAAGUUCCAGUGUAAGUAAGUUCAAAGUGCAGUAACAUACUGAAUGGGAACUAGGGAGAAACACAAGUGGUACAUGCCUCUUUCAGAUGUGCACAGUCAAAGGAAGCCUGUCUAUAUUAUAACAACUAUUUUGAGUCAUUCUAUUAAAUGUCCGUAUGCAUAAAACCCAGUCAAUUGAAAAUUCAUCUGUUUGUAGAGGUUGAUUAUUCUUAGCAUUGGCAUUUGGCUUAUAUUGUACUGUACUUUGGAAAGAGAACUCGUGAAUGUAACAGAAGAUCAGAACAUGGCCAUAUCCUGGUAAAAAUGUUAAGGCAUACAAAACAUGGAAGCAUGUCUCAAUCUAAUAUUUCAAAACACAAGUAAUUAAAGUUCUUUCAAAUGCACCAACUUUCCUCCCCCCCCCCAAUACCUGACCCAUAGAUGACAUCUAUAAAGAAUGCAGGCGCAGUGAAAAUUAUUUAAGUACAGUGUUGGAUAUAUGCAGUUUGAGGCUUAAAAGUAAAUGCAUAUAAUAUUGAAGGCAUCUGAACUUGACCUGAAAUAUAAAAUGAUUUUUUUAUUCAAAGUAUAGUUAUUAUGUUGGUACGGUUGAUAUCUUGAAAGACCAGUUUCCUCUAUAAAAUGAGCUACUUGGUUGUUAUUUUUUAAAAAGAUACAUUUCCAACUUUUCUAGAGUCCCACAAGAUUCAAAGUAGAUUGUCAAUCCUAGGAAUAAAAGCACUUGGCAAAAUAACUUCAUUCUUGGUGAAAUAGCAGGGAAUUAAACGAAUAUACCCAUAUUGUAAUCAGUAUAGGAAGAUAUAAUUAUCUUUAUGAAACAGUUGCUUUUUCUGAAAGAUUAUUGAAAUGUAUGACAAUUCGCACUGUGCCUUGAGAGGUGAAGCUUUAACCAACCUCAUUCAUAACAUAGUAUAUGUAAAGACAGAGCAUUCAGAUUCAAAAUAAGAUCCAAACAAAUAUUUUCUUGAAUAAAUCAAUAUGCAAAUUUUCAUUUCAUGAAAGGUCACAUGUCAAGAGACUUUGCUAACCACAGAUAUUUUGGAGACAUUUAUAUGGGUGGAGUAGUAUGUUUCAAAGCAUUGAAUGAUGGUGUGUGAGUUAUCAACACAAUUUUAGGCAUUUCAACUUGUUGAUCAGGUUCACGUAGUUAUCUCUUCUCAUCCAUAAAACAAGCGUAUUUCAGGGUUAAAAACAAAACCUCCAUAAUCAAAUCUAGCCAAAUGGCGGGGAAAGGAUGGAAUUAUGAUCUCACACAAACAUGCUUGUACACUAAAACUAUCAUUUAGUGUAUUGGACACCAAAGUAUGUGUUUAACCUUUGCAUGCAUUUGAGGUUAUUGACUUGGAUCCAGAUUUUUGUUGAGCCAUAGGUAUUCCUUAAUCUGCACUUAUUAAUUGCCUUCUAAACCAAUCUCAGUGGUUUACACAGAAUAAUUUAAAGCAGUUAAAAACACAAAAACAUAAAAUACAGUUAAGACAAUACUAAAACCCUAACAAGUGGACCCUCUUGGCAAAGCCCCAGCUGGGAGAGCCUGCUGGAACAAAAAUGGCUUCAGCCAUUUCUGGUAAGUGCAGAUAGCGGCCACCUGUCAUAUCUCAACAGGAAUGCUAUUUCACAGAACAGGCAGCCACAUUAAGAGCUCUGCUCAGAGUUAAUGUGGAGCAGGCUUCUGAAGUCCUUGAACUUGUAGGAGGAACUCUGAUCUACUGGCUGUAUGCAAGAUAAGGCAGUUUCUUAAGUAACCUGGUCCUGAGCUGUAUAGGGACUUGUAUGUCAAUACCAAUACCUUGAACUUGGCAGCAAUUGCCUACUUUUCCUUCUGCCAGUGGGAACAAUGGAUCAGAAGUCUUUGAAGGAACCGUUUUGCAGAAGGCCUAGUUUGUAUUCUGCCCACUGUCAAAGCUGCUCUAGACUAUACUAAAAUAGCAAAAUUCAAACCCAAUAUAAUCCAGAUUAUAAUAGCAGAUUUCUGUUAUGUACACAUUAUAAAAUAUUACUUUGCAUGGAAAUAAUUCUCAUAGCACAUUACACAAAUGCCAUACCUGGAUUCUCUGCUUUUUACCACUUGAGAUCCAAUAUAACAAUUUUUUUUUGGUUUUGUUUCUGUGUACCCUGGCACCCGUAAGUGUUUAGUAGUUUACAUUAAAUGGGAGUCAUUAACAAAUUUUGGAAUUUAACUGAUUUAGCUGGAAUCUGCUUGAUACCAUUACUAGAUUAGUAAAUAUUUUUUCCUAUCAUUGGAAUAUUAAAAGUGGAAAUUCUCAUAAAUGGCAUUUAAUUCAGUGGAUUUCUGUCAAAAUGAAGAUAAUGACCAAGGAACGUAGCAAGAGUCCACAAGAGGUUGUUUUUCAACAGCUGGUAAUUCAGAAGCAUGUUGCCUUUGAUUCUGGACGUGGUAUAUAGCCAUCAUGACUAGUGGCCAUAACACUUUCAGUUUUCAAUAGUAUUCAUAUUCAGGUAGUCCUGGACUUGUGCGUAUUGGCUUUUUUAUUUAUUUCUAGUUACAUUGCUAUAUUUGAAUGGAAGAGUAUUAGUGCUGUUCAAAAACCUGCUUCAGUGGCAUCACACUGAGUAUCUUAAAAAAAAUAAAAUUAUUAUGCACUAUAUAAUCAAGUUGCUUUAAAAGACAACUGGGUUUUGCAGUGCUUUCCCUCUCCAGUUUAUGUGGAUAUUGUAGCUGUGAUACUUUAUCUGCUCUGCUGUUUUGUUUUUUGGAUAUGGACAACAAUCUUGGACACCUCUUUAGUUUGAAAUUGUGUUUAUUUUCUGUAUAUCACCAUAUAUUGGGUAUUCAAAAUUUGGCUUCCUCAGGAAUGAUUUCCUUUUUGAAGUUGAUGAAUUAUUUUCUAAAGUGUAGAAAAUCAGUCAUAAUAGCUGGAGGAAACAUUUUGUAAAAAAGAAAAACUACCCUUCUCUUAAAUGAUUACUUUUCAGUUUACUUUGCCUGUUGUAUCAAACCAUUUUUUAAAGAAAAUUUUUAAAUGAAUAUACCAGUACUUUUCAGUUAUUAUCUGAUCUCUUUGCUAUGCCACCACACAAAUGCUUUGGAUAUGUUUUAGUACUAGGACAACAUGCCAUUGUAUUGCAAAAAGGAUGGGUCUGCUGGCAGGUAUCUGAAUAUUUGGGAUUUCAGGCACCUUAAAACAGGAAUGCUUAAAAAUCAAGAUUGCAAACCCAAUCUUUGUGGCUUUUAAAGAAUAAGUUUACCGUAAACAGUGGCCAGAAUCUAACAAACCCACUAACUGCAAAAUGCUGAGAGAGCAAGAGAGCUCAGGAUAACUUUCUGAUUAAGGGCUCAGGUUACAAAACCGAAUCUUAGGUUUUGGCUGUUUGUAGGCUGCCACUGUUAAACUCAAUACAGGGAAUGGGAAACUUCAACCAACCAACCAACCACCUGCAUGCCCCUGGUGUAACUUCUUGAUUGUUCUGGGAAAUAAUUGGGAUCCCUUUUCUUGUUAACAUAGAACCAGCUUUAGAUGUACAAAGAACUGAAGCUGCUGGGACCAUAGGGGGAGGAUUCCACCCCCUCCGUGAUCCUGUUCAGUCUUCCUUGUUUCAGAUUUUUGGCCCAAGGUUUGUUGGAUAGUGGAGAUUUGCUAAUUCAGAUAACACAGUGAUGUAGUUAUUGAGAUGCAAACACCUAGGGGCAAAUAUUUGAACUUCGUGUGCUUAAAGCUGUUAUAUAUGGGUAGUCCACAUUCUAAGUAACUGAAAUAAGAAAAACCAUUGAACAAUUAUUAAUGGAUGGUGUUCCAUCUGUCUGUCUGUCCGCAUGACUGUAUUUCUCCAGCUGUUUAUGCCCCCCACCCUCCAAAAGGGACAGCACAAUAGAUAGUUGUUGUGAAGGGUUUACCCAGAGAAAUGUGCUGUGACAGCUGUUAGUCCCUUUCCAACUUUUCCUUACCCUAAUGUCAAGAGAAAAAGAAUGCCCACAGCCAUGGAAGUGUUACUGAACUCAUGACUAUCUUCUUGUCUUAAGAUUUAAAGGCUAGAAAAGAACACAGUGCCGUGUGUUCUAUGUUUCACCAGCUGGUGGCAAUAUUGGCAAUCUCCGCUUGCCCCAAUUAGGGUGACAAAUACAGAUUUCAUGGCUGACCAUGUUUUCUAAUUGAAUUCCCAGUAUCUAACUAUGCUAUCAUAUGGGAAAACUUUAUUAUUUUCAAGCAUUUCUGUUUAUUCUGACCCUGUUACAUAUCUGAUUAUCAGUUCUUUAUUUUUUAGAAUAACCCUUAGUGCCUAAAAGGGUUCUAAACUACCCAACUGUUGGCUGUGUUUUCCAGAUCAGUUUCUUUAGGAUUUGAAAGACACUUAAAAAGGAUGUUCACAGGUUUGUUACUAUAUAAAUUUGGUUCAUUUUAAAGGAUAUGUAAAAAUCUAAUUGUAUUAUUUUCUGGGUAACCUUCCUCUACAACCAGUUUUCUAGAAAAAGUUGGGAAUAGGAUAUCUGUGGGAAAGGUCACUGGUACUUUGGUUAUUUAGCCAUAUUCGUUAAACAUCUAUAAAUUGUAUAGUUCGGAUCAUGUAUAACAAGAAGGUUCGGCGAUACUCUUUGUUUAACACCAAGGGGUAAGAUGAAACACUUAAAAGGGGUGUUUUUUUAUUUAUUUUGUACUGUAUAACACUUUGAUUAAAUGCAGUAUGUGCAUUUUGAGACUCUUACUUUGUAAAAGCUAUUACAGAUUCACCAAGAAAGGAAAUUUGUGCUUCCUUCUUGAAUGUUAAAUUAUUUUAUUUUGCAUUUUAUAUGAAUACAAAUUAAAACUGAGCCAUCAAACUGCAAUAAAUCAACAGUAGUGUUUCCAUUUUAAACUUUUUGUAUUGUAAAUAGAACUGUUCAAUAAAAUAUUGUCUGUUAUUAAAGAUGA